Messenger RNA from Penaeus monodon (black tiger shrimp), 4986 nucleotides. It is a transcript of the gene Tango14, whose product is annotated as dehydrodolichyl diphosphate synthase complex subunit Nus1-like. The transcript has 2 exons. The record is from RefSeq and is a predicted model, not a curated record. Bases 184 to 939 code for a protein of 251 amino acids. Gene Ontology annotation, cellular component: dehydrodolichyl diphosphate synthase complex; endoplasmic reticulum membrane. Gene Ontology annotation, molecular function: ditrans,polycis-polyprenyl diphosphate synthase [(2E,6E)-farnesyl diphosphate specific] activity. Lineage: Eukaryota; Metazoa; Arthropoda; Malacostraca; Decapoda; Penaeidae.
GAAGAAAAUAUAAGUCUUGAUAUCAUACUUUUAUUCAAUGGAACUCCGGUGAAAAUAGAGCCUGUAUGCGGAAUUUACUAGACUUUCCCCGCGAGCUCGAACGCUGGGCGACGUGUUCGAGUGUUUACAUGGAGUGACUCGAGCUGCUUGACGGGCUGAACAUAUGACUGAAAACCGUCGAAGAUGGAUGUCCUGCUGCCAAUAUUCCAGUUGUUAUACUUUGUUGCCCACUUCCUGGCCAGCUUGGCACUGUCAGUCCUCGACACCUUCCACCUCCUUCACCGAGUGUUCCUUCAUGUGAGUGCAGUGUUAAGAGGAGGGAAUCAGCCUGUGCUCCGCAUACAAGCUGAUGCCGCACAACUCAAGAAGAUCCCACAGCACUUGGGAUUGGUGUGCAUAGGGAAGCAAGCGUAUCACAUUUCUAAUCUUGCCAACGUGAUCACGUGGGCUGUUGGGUAUGGGGUACGCUAUGUCUCCCUAUACGACAUGCAUGGCACUCUGAAACGACAGCGAUCAGUGAUACUCCAGCACCUUAAAGAGGUGUGUGCUGACAUCAGCUACACAGUGAUAACCCAUAACAGUGAAGCAAACCAAGCUAAAGACAUUGUAGAAAAUAGCAGGUCGGGGCCACAUGUAAUCGUAAAUCUCUUAAGCCUGACCGAUGGCAAAGGUAGCCUUGCAGCCACAGCCCGCCAGCUGAGCUUGGGAACCAGCAAAGUGAGUCCGGAGUUAUUAGAAUCUUUGAAAGUAACUCGGGGCCAGCCAGAUCCCGAACUCAUUAUCACAAUAGGAGAACCCAUUUCGACCAUGGGGUUCCUGCCGUGGCAAAUUAGAUUAAGUGAAUUUUUUGCCGUUCCAUCUUUAAAUAGGUUUGAGUAUGGAGAUUUCCAAACCAUUCUUAGGCAAUAUUCUAGAUGUGAGCAGAGAUACGGCAAGUAGAUUCUGUGUUAAUUAUACAGUUAAUGUCUUUUUUCUGUGUCUGUAUUUAAGAAGAACUUAUGUGAUAUAUACAAGGAUGUUGUUUGCAUGUAUGUCAAAUCUUCCAUGCCAGUAGUGUGCUUAAUUUUAUAAGAAUGGAAAAAAUGGGAGAGAUUCAGGAAAUAGUUAUAUAUAAAUUGAUUUGAAUAAUCUCUCAUUUAAUAGAGGGGAAUUAGAAAAUAAAUAUCAUUCCUGUUAUUGACAGUUGUAUCUGGACUUGUAUAUCAUUACUUUAUCAAGUAAGGGAUCAAAGGAAAGAAGGAAAGUUAUGAUAUUUGUUUAUAUUUUUGUAAAGUAAAGUAUUAGAACAAAUUCUAAAAAAAAAAGAAAAAAAAAAAAAUAUCCUUCUUCAUUGUUUUACAGAAUGCAUUACUCUUUUUCCCUCCCUUGUUUCUCACUAUCAUGGGAUUUUUAGAAAUGAAGGCCCCAGAAUUGAUACUGUUGUUUGUUCAUAUUCAGUUUCCAAGCUAUACAACUCAGGUCUGUAAGAGACACAUUGUGAAGUGAGUCAGAAAUACGAGAAAUUGAGUUCUGUUGCAUUAAGUAUGAGAGCAUUUUUGACCGUUGCUUGGUGGGUCUUCUCAUUUAUCUGGGGAGGGUAGGGAGUGUGCAUAAUUUGGUCCCAAAAAGUUCUUUUGCCUGUGAUAUGCUGUAAGAGUUUUUUAUUAUUAUUUAUUUUUCAUUGGUUUAGAUUGUUUAUGUAGGUCACUGCUCUUCUUACAAAGGGAAGAUAAUAUACUCAUUAUUAGAAAAUAUGUGGUAUAGAACAUAUUUUAGUUCCUAAUCUAAUGAAAAAUGUGUUUAUAUCAAUAUUGCCAACAAUAUAGUUUUUCUUUCAUUUCUGUUGAUAUUAUUUAUUGCUUUAUUUUCAUUAUCAAUGUCAGGUUAUCAUACUCUGAGUGGAAAGAUCACAAUAGGAAGACUACUGAAAGAUACAAAGAUACAAAGCUCUUUUAUUAAUUUUCCCCAUAGAAACACCAACUUAUACCUUGUUACCAGUUGAUCCUUGUUAUGGAGUGCAUACAUGAUUGAUACAUUUACAGUAUUUUUUUCUGUCAUUUUAUUGUCAGUUGUUAUUGAUACAUAUACAUUAUAUGCGAUAUGAAUAUAUUUCCUUGUUUUGCUCCUAGUACAGGUUGAGAGCUUGAUUUCCUUCCCCAGUACAGGAUUAAUAUGUGUUUGUCCUUUUUACUUUUGUCCAAAUAUGGUUGAAGACACUAUUCCCUCUGAGACCGCAGAUGGCAUUCUCAUUGUGACAGGAAAAUGCCUCAUUAUUAUAAGUUUAUGCUGCAACAUGGAAAAGAGGAUACACAGCACAUACACUGCCACAUACGUUGGUUGGUUGGUUGAUUAUUACUAUUAUUAUUAUUAUUAUUAUUAUUAUUAUUAUUAUUAUGAAUUUAUAAUUAUUUAUUUAUUUAUUUGAUUCUUAAGAAUAAAUUCACUUUGGAUUGUUAUGGUUAGGUCCUGACAUUAGUGCAAGUUGAAAGGUUAGAGAACUACAAUUUUAGAAUAGAUAAGGUAGAGCACUAUUUACCAAUGUAACAAUAGUAUUAUUAGUUAAUUUCCUCUUAUUGGUCGACUAAAAUAGUGAUAAUAGGUUUUUAUAAUUCACCAUAGUUCUCUCUGAUAUAUCUAAUCUUUGAGGAUAUGAGGGAAGUUGUAGUUCUGUACUAUUAAAUGUGCAGAUUCCACAUAAUGCAAAGACAAAAUCCACAUUUUCAGGAGUAAAAGUUGUAAACCCUAAUCAUUACAUACUUCUGAAGAUUUAUCUCAGGUAGAGGAAAAGGAAUAGAAGAACUUUCAUACUCAGCCAACAACUGUUCUUUGAGAUUAUCUAUAUGAAUACAUGAUUUCUUUUUCUAAAGAAUAAUAAUUAGACUGAUGAUAAAAACAUCAAUUUUGGGAUCAUGAUUGGGAUAUUCCUGUACUUUAUCUUACAUGAAACAGGUGACAACAAAGAAGACAUUGUGAUUGUGAUAUAAAGGAAAGACAGUCACCUUUAUAGGUGGCUAAGAGCAUUAUCUAGAAUGAUUUUAAUUGUUUUUGUAUAUCUCCCUAUUGUUACUUAUAUGAGGGUAAUAUUUAUUGUAUCAAAAACUAGCAAGUAAUUUUGAAGGAGCACUUACCAAAUGAUUAUGAAAUUAAAUUCCCUUCUUAAACAUGAUACCAUUCAUUGUUUUUAUAUAUACAUGGACAAAUGUAAACCAAGUUAAAAACCAUUGCCGUGUUUUUAGUUCAUUGUUAGUUUUUUAGAUAAUUACUAAAAUUUGUUUAAACCUUUCUUUGUUGAAAUCUUCCCAAGUAUCAAUUUCUGCCAUGGGUUCCCCAUUUCACUUUUGUGCUAAAAUUGAGGUCCUCCCAUUGUGACAAUGUUAAAUUUAAGUUCUUCCAGCCAUUUUAAGUACAAAUAGAGUGCAGUUGUAAAGCCCACAGCAUUGUAAUAAUUUAUUAGGCAACCUAGAGACAUACAAGGCAAGAUAUAUAUAUAUAUAUAUAUAUAUAUAUAUAUAUAUAUAUAUAUAUAUAUAUAUAUAUAUAUAUAUGUAUGUAUGAAUAUAUGAACACUAUAUAAUUCUGCUAGCGUUAUUGUAGCCUUAAAAACCAUCUCGUAUGUAUACAGAGUACAUAGUCCUCAGAUCCUUGUCAAGCUUUAUUUCCUGUGAUUUUUUUCCAAGGAUGUACAUACGUUUCUCUUGUAUUGUUGCAGCAUUGGCAUAAUUAUUUUUCCAUUGUUUACAGAGUACUUAAAGAGAAAAAGUGAAAUUUGGAAAGGCAGUUUACAUUCAAGAAGAUUAGAUGGUUGUGGCUGCAGAAAUAUCUGGAGUUUUUUUUUUCUUUAUUUUAGCAUGUUUCAUGUGCAUAUUCAGUCAUUGUCUGUACAUCAUAUGCAUCAUAUGUAAUAUGUGUAUCUGUCUUAUGUAUGUAUGCAAGACCAUAUCUCUAUUUAUCUAUCUCUAUAUCUAUAUAGAUAGAUAUAUGGGUAUAGAUAUAGUUUUAUAGAGAUAGAGAUAUAUAGAUAUAUAGGUAUAACCUGUCUAUCUAAAUAUUUGUGUAUAAAUGUAUAUGCACAUGUUUACUGUAUGCAAGUUCUCCAUGAAAUUACAAUGUUUGUUUUAUUGUUAAAAUUUUCCAAAUAUAAAGUGAAUUUAGAAUUUAGAGAUCAAUUUAGCAGGAACAACAGUAAUUUCCAUUUUUGUCUUUGUAGAGAGAAAUGUAUAGACAUAUUUAAAAGCAUAAUAUUUUUGAGUGUUUGGGCCCAAUUACAUAAGGUUCCCCAGCCAGGCGAAAAAUACAUCUGUUUAUGUUUUAUCUACUCAUAGAAGAGCUUUUAGAGAGUGACUGCCUCUUUGAAAAUGUUUCUUUUUGUGAAGUAAAUUUCAUUUAAGAGAAUAGUGCCUUAUGAGGAUGAUGCUUGAAAAAAGUAGAAGUUUUAGUCCUUGUAUAAUUACCCUCCCUUUCCAGGUAUCAGAGAGUAACCAUAAAAGAAAAUUGUAUUUUGCAAAACAAGAUGCCAUGUUUUCAAAAAAUCCCUGGAGAAAUUAGCGAAGAAUUCACUUUUUGUAACUGAACAAAUGGAAAAUGUGUAGAUAAAAAAGGAAGAAAAUAAACUGUAUGACCAAUACUGAAAAAGGAGAAAAAAAAGACCACAGCAAUUUCAAACAAUCAUGUCCUGUAUACUGGGUGCAUAAUUUUCUAAGGAUUAAUUUGUAUAUUAGCAGUUCUUUAUUACAGACUGUCAGUGCAGUGAAAAUAACAAGUAUUUAUUUUGUUGCAGUUAAAUAGGCUGUUGUUGAAAAACAGAUUUGUAGCAGUUUUGCAGGCAAAUCUGUAGAUGUGAAAUAAAUUAUAUGUAUAUAUUUUGGUUUCCAGAUUUAUGUACAAAAUGUACUUCUGUUGUAGUUUUGUGUUGGAACCCUUUAGAAUGUUUUGUUAUUUAUGUACUAAUGAAUGUUAUUUCAUUAAUUUACCAAGGAUAUCUUAGAAAUAUAAUUUACGAAGUUAAAA